Messenger RNA from Botrytis sinoallii, 768 nucleotides. RefSeq lists its product as uncharacterized. NCBI's taxonomy places the organism in Eukaryota, Fungi, Ascomycota, Leotiomycetes, Helotiales, Sclerotiniaceae. Bases 1 to 768 code for a protein of 255 amino acids. The record is from RefSeq and is a predicted model, not a curated record. The transcript has 3 exons.
AUGGCACCAACUAUCAUUCUCAUUUCCGGCGCCAACAGAGGCAUUGGCAAGGGAAUUCUCGAACUUUAUCUUUCUAAGCCAAGCCACACUGUUAUUGCCGCAAACCGCGAUCCAAACCAUCGUUCCUCCAAAGCCCUCGCUGAUUUGCCUACAGCUGAAGGCUCGUCCCUUGUCCUGAUCAAAGUUGAUGCUACUGUCUCCACAGAUGCACUCGAGGCUGUGAAACAAUUAGAAUCCCAGGGUAUUGACCAUGUUGAUAUUGUGAUUGCGAAUGCUGGCGUUUGCUACGCUUGGCCCAAAGUUUCGGAAGUAAAGGCCGAAGAUAUUCAAGGGCAUUUUGUUCCAAAUGUACAUGGCUUUAUUUGGCUGUAUCAAGCUACACUACCCUUAUUGAAGAAGUCCAAACUCGGAAAAUUUAUCUCCAUUGGUUCUUCCGCUGGAUAUCUCACGGUACGUCUGCUCUCAAUUCUCAGUUCACAAUCGAACCAAUUAGACAUGCCAAAUUCGGCCUACGCGCCUUCUAAAGUAUCAGUACAUUGGCUUACAAAAGCUAUUCAUCGUGAAGAGCCAACUCUUAUAGCUUUCCCUAUUGAUCCCGGAUGGGUCCAAACAGACCUGGGAAAUAUCGGUGCUAAUCACUUUGGCUUUGACGCAGCUCCUCUGGGAGUCGCAGAAUGUGCUGCUGGAUUGGACAAGGUCAUAGCCGAGAGCACCAGAGAGACCCACGGAGGAAAGUUGUAUAAGUGGGAUGGAGAGGUUCUCCCUUGA